AUGUCGCAACAUCCCGAGAAGAGCGAUACCAUUACUGGUCCUGCGACGCCUCCACACUCUGGACCAGAAGAGGCAGACAAGACUUCAGUACAACCAGCCGGAGUCCAGCGCACAAGUAUGACACCUCCACCAAGCAUGCUCAAGGCACAGGCGCAGCUGAGUAACGAUGCGCCAAACAGUGUGAUGGCUACCCCUACCACUACUCGCAGGAAUGCGACCAGGGAUCUGCCUUCGACUGACCGCAUCGAGCGCGCUGGCUUAGAAGAGUUGCGCAGUAUGGCUCAGAACCUUGUGAACGACUUGACCGAUGCUCGUAUCAAUGCUUCCAACGCCCGACUUCAGCAUCAUCUACUCUUGUUAGAGACGAGCCAAGCUGCCGAGCGAGCUGAAGUGGAGAGGCAGCUGUCACGAACUCAGGUCGAUUUCCUCAGGGUUAAGCAGAAGAAGCCAGAACAAAAGCCUGCUCCGGCAAGUGCACCGGCGCAACGCCCUGCAGAGUUGGACACCAUUAACCAGAGUAUGAAAGAGCUUGAGAGUCACUACGAAGCACUUGAGGAGUUAUGCGGCCAAUUACAGCGGGAGAAAGAGUUGCAGGCAGAACGAAUACAGUCCUUGACAGAGCACAAUGUUCUCUUGGUGAAGCGCAUCCGGGAGAACAGAGAAAACUUCACUCGCAUUCGAGAACGAUCUCCGGCUGUGCAGACUGCGAGAGAGACAUACACAACUCCUCGCCGCAAGUAUGCCAGGUACCAAGAUGAUACACCAGCUCAUGCUCCCUUUGCUGCACUCAUUGCGGCUGAUCAGCUUCUGAGUCAAGAGACAGCCAGUGUUUCGUCAACACCUACCAAGGUUCACGCCGUCCGUUUCAAGCCUGGCCAUACACGAGGCGCCCACUCUUUGUCCUCGAUCAAUACGGCCCAACACGCGAGUCGUCCUCUUACUUCGGAUGGCUUCUUGGGUUCACAACUCGUCCUGUCUGCGCCUGGCUCGCAGCUCGUCAUGGAGUCGGCUGAACGCGAACAUCAUCAUCGUGAUCGAGAUAGCACCAUCUCCAUUUCCGACAAUGACGCUAGCCAAGAUCCUGCGCUUGUGGCCUCUCAAGCUAGUUCAUUAGCAGCAGAUAUGCUGCGGAAGAAUCCUUCAACCUACGAGUCUUUACGUCAAUCGCAAGAAGCUGAGCGAUCUAGCAAUCUUCUACAGUCACAAAUAUUCGGUCCUGUCAAAAAGCCGUCGACCGAACCUUCAGCAGCGAAGUUGAAGAGGCAGUACGGAUUCGGCGAAUCGCAUCAGAAGCCACAGAAGAAGGUACGGACAGAGGAGAAUGUUGGUCUAGGUAUCGCAGCGAGAUGA
Messenger RNA from Lithohypha guttulata, 1350 nucleotides. RefSeq lists its product as uncharacterized. The transcript has a single exon. Bases 1 to 1350 code for a protein of 449 amino acids. The record is from RefSeq and is a predicted model, not a curated record. Lineage: Eukaryota; Fungi; Ascomycota; Eurotiomycetes; Chaetothyriales; Trichomeriaceae.